AGUCUUGACCCAUCAGUGAAGACAGAGAAUAAAUGAAAAUGGGGACCAAGAGAAGACAGAAAUUGUUCACUGCACACAAAUUCUCUCAGUAAUUGUGAGAAGGCAGUGGCACCACUGAAAAUGAAAAUGGAUGGCACCACUGAUAUCUGAAAAUGGAUGGCACCACUGAAAAUGAAAAUGGAUGGUGUUUGGCUUUAUGCAACAAAAUCAUCCAUUUACAGAUGAAAAGGAUACCAAAAUAAAAGCCAAACUUGUUUCCUAUCAUUGAAGUUGAAAUUUGACUGGGAGAACCAAAAGCAAACCCUUCACCCUCUGUAGGCUGAGAAUUUUUUGCUGUUUUCAGCUUCUAAAAUAUGACAGAAGCAGGUUAAAAAUGCGCAGUUGAGAAUUUUCUGUAGGCUGAGAAUCUUUUGCUGUUUUCAGCUUGUAAAACACGAGAGAAGCAGGUUAAAAAUGUGCAGUGCUGUCACCCAAACACGAGGAUUCAGCAGGAAUCCUGACAAAAAGGCACAAAACACUUCAGGGCCCUGUAUUAGAAACUUAUUUUCUAUUAUUUUUUUCUACUCCUCCAAGUUUGGAAAGUGAAAUUCACGCCCCUCACUCCUCAAUAAAGAACCCACAUCACAAAACUCAUCCCUAAAAGCAGAAUAUUCCUGGAUUAUCAGAUCCUGGAGUGAAUCCUAGGGAUGGAAGGUCCCUGUUUCAUUUGUACCCUGCCAAGAUCUGGGAGGGGGUAAAUUCAGGAGAACCAGGUGAGCUGAAGGGCAUUCCAGGAUCUGGGAGGGGAUAAAUUCAGGAGAACCAGGUGAGCUGAGGGGCAUUCCAGGAUCUGGGAGGGGAUAAAUUCAGGAGAACCAGGUGUGCUGAGGGGCAUUCCAGGAUCUGGGAGGGGAUAAAUUCAGGAGAACCAGGUGAGCUGAGGGGCAUUCCAGGAUCUGGGAGGGGAUAAAUUCAGGAGAACCAGGUGAGCUGAGGGGCAUUCCAGGAUCUGGGAGAGGAUAAAUUCAGGAGAACCAGGUGAGCUGAGGGCCAUUCCAGGAUCUGGGAGGGGAUAAAUUCAGGAGAACCAGGUGAGCUGAGGGGCAUUCCAGGAUCUGGGAGGGGAUAAAUUCAGGAGAACCAGGUGAGCUGAGGGCCAUUCCAGGAUCUGGGAGGGGAUAAAUUCAGGAGAACCAGGUGAGCUGAGGGCCAUUCCAGGAUCUGGGAGGGGAUAAAUUCAGGAGAACCAGGUGAGCUGAGGGGCAUUCCAGGAUCUGGGAGGGGAUAAAUUCAGGAGAACCAGGUGAGCUGAGGGCCAUUCCAGGAUCUGGGAGGGGAUAAAUUCAGGAGAACCAGGUGAGCUGAGGGCCAUUCCAGGAUCUGGGAGGGGAUAAAUUCAGGAGAACCAGGUGAGCUGAGGGCCAUUCCCACAAGCUCCUCACCACCCGGUGCCUCGCGCACGGCGAUUCCGACCCGCCGGAAUUUCACUGGAGCUCCACCACCCUAAACUCGGGAAGGGAACAGAAUUCACCUCCUUAGGCCAAAAAAACUCUGGCAAAACAGAUGUUAUGACUGAGCUCAUCCCUCACCUGGCUGGUUUUUUGGGAACACCGCUCAUUAAACGCCUCCCUGGCAUCUCCGCGCGAGCGAAUCCGGGCGCGAUUUUGGGCGGGCGAUUCCCUCGGGAGGCAGGGAGGGAUUUGUGGCACCAGGUUUUGCUCAGCCCUCACACAACUGACUCGCACUCAGGUCUGCUUUUGUGAUCUAAUCCUGCAAUCAGCACACAAGCACCAUCCUGGAGAUACUUUAGGAGAAGAUGGAAAAUCCAAACUAAUACUUUCCGCUAUUUUCUGCUUUCCGCCGCAAACUGACCUACUUAGAGAUGAAAGGGGGGGAAAAAAAGGGUUUUAAUGCAUUUUUUUCCCCCCUCAACAAAAGUGAUGGCCAUUUAGUCCUUUCAGAAAGGGAGCUGGAGGAAGAUGGCAGUGUUGACAUUAAAAUGGCUCUGAAAUCCCAGGAAAUGAACCCAGCACGGUUUCCACAAGGCAACGGACUGGCCCAAGCUGGCCUGAGCUUGAUGGGAUAAAGAUUCUGCUCACUGAAAUAAAUCAAUCAAGAGAAACAGCACCCAAAAAAACCCCAAACACAUUAAAAAAAAACACUAAAUAAAAAGUGAAAAUUAAAAAAAAGAGUUGAUUUAGGAUUCAGUGUUGCAAUUAAAGAGUAAGGAUUGGCUCUCUGAAAAUCCCACAGUGGAAGGGCUCUUCACAUUCCCUCCCACCCAGAAAACGAGGUCAUGGCUUUAUCACAUCAUUAAUAUAUCCAUUAUUGAUGCAUUUUAUAACUUUAAAAAGUUAUAAAAGUAGAAAUUCAGGUAGUUCUAAACAAUUUUAUUGCAGAACCUUUAAGAAUUCUCAGUGAGGGCAAUAAAACAAAAUCCUGUAGCUCCAGCUCCUCACUCCUUGUGCUGUAGGAGUUUUGGUGGCAGUUUUUAUACUCUUAAAGUUUUGUUCAUAUUGAUGCAAAAAUCUUAAUGUCUCACUCUUCCAGAAUUUCCAGAUCCUAUCCCUAAUAUUUUGUCAGAAGAAUUCUGAAAAGGUUUUCUUGACCAAAAGUAGAACAAUAAAUGUAAUUAAUUUGCACACCGGCUUUCCUUAAAAUACCCCUAAAUAAAGGAAGUUGGUAAGAAUUUGGCUCUGCAAAAUCCUUGACAUCAAUUUUUUUUUUCCAUAAAAGAUACCUGGAAACUACAACUUUUAUGAGAUGUGAGUGGGAAAGAGUACAGUGGGAAAAGCUGAAAAAACCUGGGAGAAGAAAAUAUGGAAAAGUUUUCUUCAGGCAGUGCUGAAGAUCUCCUAAAAUGAAAUAAAGAUUAGGUGAGAAAUAAUAACUGAAAAUUAGGAGCCUUUUAGUCUAAAGUCUGAAGUAAAGAGAAAGGAAUAGAAAUUGUGUCUUGUAGUAAAAAACUGUUUAUUUUGAACUUCAUUUUUAAGGGAGAGGCAAAGAAGUAGAAAGAGUAUUUUGAAUAAUUUGUAUGAAUAAGAUGGGAAUGACAUCGUGCACUAGAGAUAAAAGGGAGCUCGUGGAAAAUGCCUUUUUCUCUCAAAGCCCAAAAGCCACACAAAAAAAUCCCAUUUCUUUCCUGGAUUUACAGAAUAAGGUUGUGCUGCAGAAAAAUCGGUGAUUUUGUACAACUGGACUGAAAAACCAGAUUUGGAAGGGGAUGUUGCUGCUGCAGGAACGUGGCAGUGCCAAACUGACAAGGCAUUUUUAAGUGCUAACACUCAGGGCUGGAUGGAAUUAGGAAUGGAAAGGUUGUGCUGCUGCUGAGGAGGUAAAAACUCCACUGACUGAGGAGAUGAAGCAGGUCUGGGAGGCACUGCCUCAAUAACCCACCCCAGAAAAAUCACAGCUGUACAAAAGACUGAUCUUUUAUGGAAAAGGAUUUUCAGGCAGUGUUAUACACAAACAAAAAUGUAUUUAUACACACAGAUAUUAAAAAAAACCCCAUAAUUUCAUUUUCUCACCCUUCUGCUAUUUCAGGGGUAGUCAAGGCUGUAUUUUAAAAAGUCUCUAGAUGAUAAUGGUCUCCUAAUUUUCACCACUCAUCUGUUGGCAUGGCCUGUCAUUUUGCACUUAGUUCCCCUUGCUGGAAUGUCAAUUAUUAUCAGGUUAGGAAGAUAAGCCACUUAGAGGAAAUCAAGUGCCACUGUCACUGGGGAGGAGGGGGUCAGCCCGUGCCAGGGAGGGUGACUCAGCUGCAUUUGGUAAAGGCAAGGUCCAAUUACAGCAGCUGGCACUUGGCUCGUGCCAUGCCUGGCAAAAAUGGCCCUGAUUUCACAGAUCCCAGGAUUUCACAGAUCCCAGGAUGGCUUGGGUUGGAAAAGGCUUUAAAUCCCACCCAGUGCCACCCCUGCCCUGCCAUGGCAGGGACACCUCCCACUGUGCCAGGCUGCUCCAGCCCCAGUGUCCAGCCUGGCCUUGGGCACUGCCAGGGAUCCAGGGAUGGAAUUCCAUCCCAGCCCUGCCCACCCUGCCAGGGAACAAUUCCUCAUUGCCAAGAUCCCAGCCAGCCCUGCCCUCUGGCACUGGGAGCCAUUCCCUGGCUGCUGUCCCUGCAUCCCCUGGGAAUUGUCUCUCUCCAGCUUUCCUGGGGCUCCUCCAGGCCCUGCAAGGCCACCCUGAGCUCAGCCCAAAGCUUCUCCUGUGCAGGUGAGCAAUGCCAGCUGUGCCAGCCUUUCCUGCCAGCAGAGCUGCUCCAGCCCUCUGCCCAUCCUGGAGCCUCCUCUGGGCUCUCUGCAGCAGCUCCAGCUCCUCCAGGGCUGGCCCAGGGCCGGGGCAGCUCUGCAGGUGGGAAAUCACCUGUGGGGCACAGGGACAGAACCCAAAUCCCAAUCCCAAUCCCAAUCCCAAUCCUAAUCCCAAUCCUAAUCCCCAUCCCAACCCCUUUCCUGCUGCUCUCUCCUCCCUGGAUGCAGCCCAGGAUUUUGAUGGAUUUUGGGGUUCCCAGCACUCACUGGCUCCUGUCCAGCUUUUCACCCAUGAGAUCCCCAAGUUCUUCCCCUCAUUUCUGCUCCCAGUGAAUUCUCCUUCCUGGCUGGGAUUGCCCUGACCCAGGAGCAGCCCCUGGCCCUGGGAACUGUGGAACUCCACGAGGUUCUCCUGGGCCACCUCUCAGAUCUGUUCCCACAGAAACCCAACCAUCCUCCCAAGAGAAACAAAAGCAACCCCAGCCAAUGGAAUGCUCCUUCCCAAGGAUCCCCACGUGGUUUUUGUGGGAUUUUGAUACUGAACAGAAACACAGGAUCUGUGCAGAACAUCCCCCAACCCACAGCUGCCACACAGAGGGAUCUUCUCCUCUCCUGCCCCAGCCCUGCCCAGGCAGGUCCAACCCUCAUCCCAGAAAUUCCUUAUCAUCCUGCUUUGGAUUUUGUCAUUUUGAAGGAUUGGCUGCUGAACCAAGCAGGGUGGAAGAGCUGGAGUUGUAGGAUGGAUUUCAUUCAGGGAAGUGUCAGCCUCCUGAUGAAUUGGAUAAAUGUUACCAGAUAAAGCUGCUUGUUUUAUUUUCUGUUUUAUUAACCAGCAGCAGGGCCGAGCAGGAAAAACCUGACAGCAUUUUGAUACGGUUGCUGCUGCUUGCAUGGAAAAAAGCCUUUUAUGAGAGUUGUUUAAAGCAGAUAAGGAACUGAAUGUGCUGAACACAUGGGCAGAACAACCCCUCCAAACCAGCUCGACUGGGGUGAUCAGGAGCAGAUUCUCACUGGUGUCUGCUGGUUUUUAAUGACAUCCUUGUCAACACGUAACCUGAGAAGGCAGACACCAUGGUAACAGCCUGAACACGGCCUCCUUAAAGAGAAUAAUUGUGUGAAGCACAAAUAGAAACAUCUUGACUCUUGUAGUCUCUUAAUCCACUUAGAGAAACGCUUUCCAAUCCAUCAAGCAGCGUUUUCUGGAUCUUGUUGAACAUCUGUCC
Molecule: messenger RNA, 5452 nt
Organism: Serinus canaria (Common canary)
Lineage: Eukaryota; Metazoa; Chordata; Aves; Passeriformes; Fringillidae
Product: BCL-6 corepressor-like protein 1
Exons: 3
Coding region: 3597-4562 (321 amino acids)
Source: RefSeq, a predicted model, not a curated record